Molecule: messenger RNA, 1253 nt
Organism: Conger conger (European conger)
Lineage: Eukaryota; Metazoa; Chordata; Actinopteri; Anguilliformes; Congridae
Product: nicotinamide N-methyltransferase-like
Exons: 3
Cellular component (GO): cytosol
Molecular function (GO): N-methyltransferase activity
Source: RefSeq, a predicted model, not a curated record
UGCAUUAAAGGAAAACUGCCGGCGAAGAAGUACUAUGUCCACAACAUUUUUUCAAACUUUAAGAAAACCGAAAAUAAGGCAGAUUUCAAUGGAAACCUCGAGGGCAAAAGGGUGAUUGACAUAGGGAGCGGACCUACGAUAUAUGCCAUAAUAAGUGCUAGCAGAUGCUUUGAAGAAAUAGUGCUGUCCGACAUCGCCGACGGGAAUCGCAGAGAGAUUGAGAAGUGGCUGAAGAACGAAAAGGGCUGUUUUAACUGGCGUCCCAUCAUACAGUUUGUCUGUGAGCUGGAAGGCAGAAGCAGGUCACCAGAAGAGGUGGAGCGGAGGCUGAGGAAGAUAGUGAAGCAGGUUCUGAGAUGUGACGUUCUGCUGGAGAACCCUUUCCACCCUCUGAAGGUGGAACCGGCGGACUGCGUGCUGUCUAGUCUGUGUCUGGAGGCGGCCUGCAAGGACCAGGGAACGUACCGCCGGGUCCUCAGGAGUAUAGCAGCGCUCCUGAACCCCGGGGGCGUGCUGGUGCUCCUCGGUGUCCUCGAUCAGUCGUACUACCGAGAGGGGAAGCAGACCUUCUCUACUCUGGCUCUCAGUCAGAGCGCGAUCGAGGAGAUGCUGACGGAUCAGGGCUUCACCAUCAAGCAGGUCGAAACCUUGCCUGCAACAGAAAAGCAAAAAAAGUCCUGUGAUGGCAACGCAUUUUUUUAUCUGUUCGCUCAGAAAAAAUAGCUGACUAUUAACCUGGGUCAGCCCCAGCGCACUUCCACAAGCUUCUCAGACUCCAAAAUACCUCUCCGUUCUGCUACGUCUGGACGUCUGGCGCCUCCCGCUCAUUGCAGCAGCACUUCCUGGUCAGGACUGGUGUCCGUUCUGGUCCCACAGUGGUGGAAUGACCUUCCUGUGGAGACUUCGAUAACAUUCAAGCGCAGACUGAAAACUCACCUUUUCAGGCUGCACCUUUCCACUCCCCUCCAUACCUCCCUGUAAUGUAAUGUAUGGUAUUUAUCACUGAUGUAUACUUAUUUCUUUCUAUUCUUCAUUAUUUUUUGUUACUUCUAGCACUUAUAAUACUUCCUUCUUCCUUCUGGUUUUGCACUUCGACAUACUUCGCUCUGGAUAAGAGCAUCUGCCAAAUGCAUGUAAUGUACUGUAUAAAUGGGCUGCAAAGCAAUACAACCACGGAACAUAUAAAGAAAAUGAAUCCGGUAUGUUUACACUGAAAAUUGAUUAAUCAUAUUAAAAGUUUCAGCAUUUGUCCA